AGAAAAAACGGGUUUGGGCGCAGUUAAAGCUGGUUAGCAACACAAUUAGCUUCGGUUUAUUGUGUACAUUUGUUUUGGUUUGUUGACGGAUCAGAAGGAUGAUGUUAGGAUUUACAGCAUGAUGUAACUGCGUGUUGUUUCCUUAGGUUUUUGUUUGACUUUUUAAUUUGAAAUGUCGGUCUUAUUUGUCGUUUUUGUCGCCUGCUAAUCACCUGCUCCAUAAACACAGAUCGGCGUAGAUGCGGAUCGAGCGCAUGGAAUCAGCGGCACGUCCUGGUUGGACAAUGAACGAGAUGAAGGCGGAGCCUUUGGACUUUGUGAGGGACUUUCAGGAGUAUCUCGAUCAGCAGACGCAUCACGUCAACACGUUGUCGUCUUCUGUGAAUGGGGAGAAAAGUGACCAGGAUCUGCAGACAGGUGCGUGUGAGGCGGAACAGAGUGCGAUGGAUCAUCUGGCAUCUAUCGAGGUGCGUCUGGACGCGGACGGAUUCGAGAGGACGGGCGACGGAAAGUUCCGGUGUCGUUACUGCACUUACGCCAGCAAGGGACAGGCCAGACUUAUCGAGCACAUGCGCACACACACAGGAGAGAAGCCUCACCGCUGUCAGCUCUGUCCGUUCUCCUCGGCAUACGAGCGACAGUUGGAGACACACAUGCGCUCUCACACGGGCGAGAAGCCGUAUAAGUGCGAGCUCUGUUCGUUCCGCUGUAACGACCGGAGCAACCUGUCACACCAUCGCCGCCGCCGACACAAACUCCGCCGCCUGACGAAUGCGACCUCGACACAGACCAAACCGGACACGUUGUUCAUAGGCGAGGACAAACCCCUCCUUCUUCCUCAACCGGCAGCCAAUCAGGAGCAAGACUGCACUGACGGGUUGCGUCCCGCUUCGCCUCCCCAGGCGAGGGAGAGCUAUCAAAGGGAGGUCAAAGGUCAUGCUCUGACUCCACCCUCUCAGGACCCUAACGGAGACACGCUGCUGAGUCCUGAAUCUUCCCCACUGGCACAGAUCAACGCUCAGACGCUGUACUUCUGCCCUCAUUGCCAGACGUAUUUUGGCGAUAACGUGCUCUACACGGUGCAUAUGGGUUGCCAUGGUUACGAUCAGCCGUUUCAGUGUAACGUCUGUGGUGUGCACUGCAGUGACAAGUACGAGUUCGCCUGUCACUUCGCCCAGGGACAGCACCGCAAGUGACACUGACACACACACACACACAUACACCUUUUAUUGAUCUCCUAAAUCUGUAUUUAUGCUGUUACCUAGAGAGGAAGUCACAGGUCACAGUAACACCCACUUUCUCAUCUGUGCUCUUUAGCCACACCUCCUCUCACAGCUGGUCUAAUUUACAUAUACGUUAUUACAUAGACAUAUUUCGUAGUCUUAAAGCCACACCCACCUACACUCUGACUUCCAUAAAUAGUACACAAUUUAAAGGACACACCCACAUUUGCUCCCUAUUCAACAUCAAAUAUAAAGGACACACCCACUUUUCCUCUUCUAUAGCAUUCAGGCAGCCAUGUUCUUAAAGCCACCCCCCCCCCCCCCCAGACUUUCUAAUGACUAUUUGCUUCAUGUGGUUCUCGGGCCACGCCUACUCUGAACUGCUGUCAUUACCUUAUCCAGUGUGUCAUUCAAAGACCACACCCACUUUCUGUUCUGCGUUUUAAAUCCACACCCACUUAAACAUUUCAAUAUUUAGAGGGUACGUAAUAGCAGCACAUUCUUUUCUAACAUAAAGCCACGCCCACUCCGAGCCGCUCUUAUCGCCCUAAGACACGUCCACAUUCAUGUCUGGUCAGAAAGCCACGCCCACUUAUGGCUGCUGUCAUAGAUGAGUACUAUGGACACGCCCACUUUCUGUUCUGUGACUUUUAGACUACAGACACAGAGUUUUGUGUGGAAGCUCCGCCCACUUACAGUUGCUCUCUUUCCAUUCAGUAUUAAAUUCUGUACUAUUUAUGGCCUUCAAAGCCACGCCCACAAACCGUAUUAUUCAUAUUAUAAAGAACAGAAAUGUAACAGCAACAUGUUUAACUUUCUAAAUGAAAAGUAUUUAAUAUUUAUACUCACAUUUCUCUUAGGACAUCGACAUAAGUUCCAUUUCUAUGUUAAUAAAUUUUUGUUUUAGUGUCAGGUUUAAAUCUGAACCUCUUUAUUAUAUUUAACAUUCUUUAUUUAUAAAUCAUCUCCUGUGAUGUUCUACAUAACGACUUGUGAUUGAUUUGACGUUUUAUAAAAUCCUUUUAUAGAUUUUUACACAUGUAGAAGGUUUAAAUGUUUAUUUUUACAUUUCAGAAAUCUCUUAAAACUCAGUAGAGUUACGUGAUCAUGUUAUAAAUUACUGUGUGUGUUUGUGUGUGCGCGCACGUGUGUAUGUUUGUGUGCGCGCGUGUGCUUGUGUGUGCGCGCACGUGUGUGUGUGUGUGUGUGUGUGUGAGCGAGAGAGAGAGAGAAUCGUGUAGGAUUGUGGGAGUUUUGUAGCUGAUGGACUUUCUGACUAGUUUUACAGAAUUUAUUGUGUAUUAAAAUGUUGACGGUAUGAAUUUUACAGACUGAUUAAAAACAUCAUGUGGCUCGA
Tachysurus fulvidraco (yellow catfish) is the source of this 2580-nucleotide messenger RNA. RefSeq names its product zinc finger protein Pegasus-like. Bases 240 to 1196 code for a protein of 318 amino acids. The transcript has 4 exons. Gene Ontology annotation, molecular function: DNA-binding transcription factor activity; RNA polymerase II cis-regulatory region sequence-specific DNA binding. The record is from RefSeq and is a predicted model, not a curated record. Gene Ontology annotation, biological process: regulation of transcription by RNA polymerase II. Lineage: Eukaryota; Metazoa; Chordata; Actinopteri; Siluriformes; Bagridae.